Messenger RNA from Monodelphis domestica (gray short-tailed opossum), 3449 nucleotides. RefSeq names its product FA complementation group B (gene FANCB). Gene Ontology annotation, biological process: positive regulation of double-strand break repair via homologous recombination; replication-born double-strand break repair via sister chromatid exchange; interstrand cross-link repair. Gene Ontology annotation, cellular component: Fanconi anaemia nuclear complex. Lineage: Eukaryota; Metazoa; Chordata; Mammalia; Didelphimorphia; Didelphidae. The record is from RefSeq and is a predicted model, not a curated record.
CCAGAAGCCAAGACCCAACCCCGAGCGUAGGCUCCACCCCUGCCAUGCCUCCGGUCCCGUCCCCCGCAGGACUUUGGCCCCGCCCUCUCCUGCUUCGCACUGUUUGCUAUUGGGGUUUGUAGUCAAACUCACCAUCCUCCUCCGCCUUCUCCACCUCCCUUCCUGAACUCCUCCCAGUAGUUCCAGCUUCAUUUCCGGGUUAGGAGGUCUUCCCCCUUCCCACCCUUUCCCAGGAUGCCUUGUGAACGCGGGACUUUCGGAGGGUAUAGGUGGAAGUUGGCAGAGCAGGAUCCCAAAGAUUCAAAUCAACCUCUUGGGGCAGUUUGCACUACAAAAUCAAAUUCACAUAAAGAUUUCGUAUUGUUCAAAACAAAAGUAGAAGAGCAAUGUCAUCUGAUGACCAAGAGAAGCUUUUAUCUUACAAUGGGGAAGUCCUCAUUUUUCAACUGUCAAACGGAAACUUGGCAGAAGAAGGGACUGCAAAAGCAUCCAAAUUACAUGUGAAAAGAAUGACAUUUGAUAGAAGCACAAGAGCAUUUAUUCAGAAAUCCACUGGAUUAUUUAGCAUUCAUGGAGAACUCUCAAGUUUUGAAAUGAUUUGUUGCAGCUAUGCAGCAGACUUCAGAACAGGAAUUAAUCUCCCUUGUGUUUUGAUAAGAAGAAACAAAAAGAAAAGUGUUUUCAAAUAUUUUUUAUUGCUGCUUCAUAGUUCUAAUGAAUUUGAACAGCGAAUGAAUCUUACAUUAGACUAUGAGAUGAAGGAUGACAUAAAGAUACUUGAUGGUCCAUCAAUCUUGUGGAGACAUAUCGGAGCUUUCUUUUUUAUUUCUUCACAAAAUGACACAAUUGUCAGUGCUCCAGUGAAAUUUUCUUCUAUCAAAUGGGCAGGAGUGAUUGAAAAUUUAGGAACUGUUUUAUUUGGUGUAGGAGAACCUCAUGCCACUAAGAGAGAAAGUAGUCAGAAGUAUUCAGAAGAAGAUUAUGCAAUUUGGGGUACUGAAUUUUAUGCAUAUUCUAUUGAAAAUAAAACAGUAUUAAAUGGUGCACAGUUUUUGCCUCAUGCUUAUGGCAGUGUGGUGACGUAUAUACAUAUUUGUGCAAUUAAAGUAGUGAAUUCUGUGUUAAGAAUUUCUCUGCUUGCACUAACUCAGAAGAAUCAACUUAUUUGGUUCCAAGAUGGUGUCCCUAAAAAUCUAUGCCAGCUUCCAUUUCAGCAUCCCAGGGCAUUACAAGUUAUGGCUUCAGGUGGAGGAGAUUUACUCUAUAUUGUAUCAUGCAGGUCCGGUGAUGUUUGUGCCAUUGGGAAAAAGAGUUUUCAGGUUGCAUUCAAGUGGCAAAAAGUUCAAUCAGUCCUCGUAGAUGACUUUCUUGGCAUUGGAACCGAACAACUGUUGCUAGUUUUUAAGGAUACAUUCAGUACAAAUUGUCUGACUUCAUUCAAGAUAACAGAUCUUGGGAAUGUGAACUAUUCAAAUGAUGCUUUUGAUCCCAUGGAGAAUGACUUAUCUGAAAGAGAAUUGCAAGAGAAUUAUUUUCUUACCGUCCAGGCUUUGGAAAGAAGAUUACAAAUUGGUUUGGCAUCUAUUCGAGAAUUGCAGAAGCACCUCCUACUUAAGGAAAGAAUUCUUUCAAAAUCUUGCAAAGCUUUAAUAGGCUUUGUUCAAGGGAAAGAAUAUAUUCCACCAUAUAAAGAGGAGGAUGUUCUUGUUUCUCUCUGUGAUGAUAAAAAAUACUUUCCUCAUUCCUUGGAUGAAAAACUAUCAGACACAUCUCAUGAUUCAAAACAUAUAGUAGAGAAGAUGUGGUAUCGUGUGCUGGAUGACCACUUGGUUGUUGGAGUACAAAUCAAGUAUUCUUUUAUGUUAUUCCUAAAUGAUGUAACUUUAUCAUUGAUAAUGGAUCAAGCCUGCAGUUACAACCCUCCACUUAUUCAGUGUAAAAACAGUGUGAUCAAGUUGGAUACAGUGUCUCUCCCUACAUCAUUGACAUCUCCAUGUGAAACCGAAUCAUCUGCAAAAAGAAUUAAAUUGAUCCUUCAUAACAAGGAAAGAAAAAACAAUUGCCAAGAACAGUCAUCUGAGACUAAUUGCAUACAGAUAUUUACUGCUGUUACAGCUCUUUCACCACUUUUGGCUUUCCAUAAUUUUUGUUGUAUUGUGAUACUACAUGCCAGAUGGGGAAAAAACAGUGGCCAGUUUGGAGAGAGCUGUACUGUGCCUUGUGGGAGAUUUUCUUUAAGUAUGGAAGACAUUUGCAGUGGAAAAUAUUCAGUAACCUUACCAGAGAAGGACAAACCUUUUAAAGAACCUGUGGAAGAUCUCUUUGCCCUUCUUGCAGUAUUUCACAAAUUUCAUUUUCAAAUAACAUCACCUGAUUGUACAUUAACAUCAGUAAAAACGUGGCUCCUCAAGCACAUGGAAUGUGAGACAAUCAAAGAAUUUCCAGAUAGCUUCCUUUGUAAAAGUCAUGGGGCUUUGCAUGGGACCCUCUUCAACUGGAAACAAAAAACACCAUUUGAAGGAAUUUUAACAAUAUAUUGCAGGGAUCAAACAGCUUUAUACCAGUGCCUUCACCAUCUCAUCCACAUUCUCCCCGUGAACUAUGUGAUAAAACAGCUAAAGUUAGGAAGCAAGGAAUUCCUGACUAACCUCUUGGCACAGUUUUUAGAGAAGGAAAUUGUUACCCUUAAGAAUUCUUUUUCGUCGGCUAUAUCUGAACUUGAAGGUAACUUGGCACAAAGGUGUGAGACAGUCAAGAAAAACAGCAGCAGCAUCUUGCCAAAGUCGCCUUUAUCAGGGAGAAAGGAAGCAAUACAGCAGAUCCGAGACGAGCUUCAACAGGAAAAGGAACAAAUCACGUGGGGCAUGAACCUAUUGCUGAGCAAUGCUAUUUACAGAGAAAUUACUUUGAAAGUAGCAACACUUCAGCUGGAAUCAGACUUAGCUGCUCAGAAACUGAAUCAUUUGUAAGCAUUAAAAGCGCAAAUGUAUUUUUAACAGUUGCAGUCAUUUGUGGUCCUUUAUUAAAAAAAUAUCAUUGUGGGUGAUCCCUUUUGAAAAACAAGAAUUUUUUUCAUCUCAUAUUUUUGGUACAAAAAGUGGCAUGUUAAAAAUCACUUUCUAAGUAGUAGACAAACAUAUGACCUUAAUGUUUGUUUUAAAUGCUCAAAGAUAACCUUCACUUUUGACAUCAAUGUAUCCCAAGUAAGAAUUCCUUAAAACUAAUUCUUUGUAGAGUGCAUCUGCAAGGAUUAAAGAACUCCUAUAAGAUACCAGAUUUACAAAGAAUAUGAUAUUUUUAUUUAUAGAACAUGUUCUACUUAGCAAAGGAACGAAAUAAGAACUUUAUAACUGAAGUCUUGGGAGCUAAUGUUAGUUUUAUAAUGUUUGGAAAGCAUCAUUGAAAAUAUGUACAAUAACAAAAUGUCAAUAAAAUCUCCAAAAAUUUAA